Lymnaea stagnalis (great pond snail) is the source of this 9615-nucleotide messenger RNA. NCBI's taxonomy places the organism in Eukaryota, Metazoa, Mollusca, Gastropoda, Lymnaeidae. The record is from the annotation of a GenBank genome assembly.
AACGACUCCGUAAACAAAAUGGCAGCCUCCGGACGGCCUGAGCACCAGGCUCCACCAGAGAUUGUAAGUUGAGGGAAAAGUCAAGGAACACCUGUAGACUAAUCUAUUUUUAAGGGGUGGAGAAUAGGCAUGCCUUCAUUCCGAAAGGGGUUAAGACUAAACACGAUCUUACGAUAGCCUUGUCAUUUUAUUUGAAUGAUGUCCAGUGUAACAAUGAACUUGUCAAUAAACAAGAAUAAAACAUGGCAGUGGCAACAUGGUAAACAAAAAUUAAAUGAACUAUUAGACUACUGAGAUUCUGAGUAGGCCUAUCUAUUAUCUUAACUCUUACUAACAAUCGCAAAUUUUACAAAAUGACGUAACUUCAAUAUUAUUCAAGUUUUUAAACUUUAAAUUUAAAGGCGUAGGGGUAAAUUUGGGUUAACAGCAAUGUCACCAAUGUUAUGGCUUUUGCCAAGAGUUGCCUCACCCUACUCUGGACUAGGGAGAAUAGACCAACUGUAGGUGUAGUACCUGAACAAUGUGUGUAAUAAAUAACUUUCCUGUUCUUUACACUGAGCAUUACUCGCGUCAUAAACUAAAUCUGACUAUCGAAUCAGUUAAUAUAAGUAUAAAUAAGUAUAUUAAAAAGAACUUUUCCAUUAAUUUUUAUUAAAAUACAACUUACUAGUUUCAAAAGAGAUAAAAAAGACACAGACACUUGAUAUCCCAAGACCCAACACUGGUGAAAAAAAAGUGCUGUCUUUUGACUUUGAUUAGUUGAAAAUUGAAUUACUCCUAUGUUGAAACUUCUGUAACAAAAAGGAGACUCCUGCUUAAAUUGUAUUGGAAUGAUCUUCUCUGGACUGGGGAGGGGACAUCCCCACCCCCCAAUCACCAAAAUAAGAAACAAAGAAAUCUUCUGUGGAGGGGGGACCCCUCCCCAGAACCCCUCACCCGAAUUUCAAAAAUAUAAAAUAAGAAGAAAAAAUCUUGCCUUAAGUGAACACAAAUAUUGAAAUCUUUUGCAUACGGCGCUGUAGAUAGAAGUUGACCUGAGGGAACCUCCAUGAUCUAUAUUCAGUGGAACACAUCACAGGCCUUACGGCUAACCCAAAAGCAACCUGGUUUUAAAGGCAUUUAACUUAAUUUAACACAUUUUAAAGAAAGGUGUGUUUGGUUUAUAUCUUUCAAUUCCCCUUUGGCUUGAGUAAUCCCAUUCUCAGAAUGUAGCCUGUCCCAAUAUGAAUGUGAAUAUGCUAAAUGAAUUUCAAAAGCUAAAAGUAAAAUAAGUUAUUACAACAUCAGGUUUAUAUCAUAUAACUUAAGGAAGGGUUAAAGAGUUUAAUUUCAAAUCUGGCCCUUACAAAAAAAAAGUUAUUUUUUAUUUCAUUUUUUUUUUUAAAUUAGGUUGUGUUGGUUGAAAUGUGAGUUUACAAAAUAGGGUGAACUGAACCUUGUCAUCUAACAAUCUAUAAUCUAAGUUAAUAAAAAAAAAAAUUGGAAUUUUAAUUCAAAAUUGUGUAUAAGUUGUCUUUAUAACAAAUCAAUUAAUCUGCAGAUGUCAGUUAGGCCUUAUCAAAUUUUUUUAAACAAUACAGUCUAUUUUGCUGUUAAAUGUGCAUUAUAUUGUAGGUACUAACACUAAUUAAAAAUGAAUCUGCAAUUAAGCUGCAUUAUUGUUACAGAUGGAAUAAGAAUAAAUAAUUGUUAGUAUGACUGAUUGAAGAAACAACACCUCUGGCUUUGCUAACAGUUAACAGCAGAAUUUGAUAGAGUAGCCAUAUUUACACAUCACUAGGAACUACUUAAAAUCUUAAAUUCUUGAGUGUGGAAGAAAAAUUUGAUUUAUUUAAAAUAAAUUUUUGUAGCAGUUCAAGCAGCUUUAUUGAUAAUGAAAUAACUAUUUGAUUUUCCCUUUGCUUGACAAGCAGUUUGAGGUACUUUAUCUUUAAAAAUAUUGAUUUAUUAAGAUCUGUUUCUUACAUUCUUUUAUUUCAGUUUUACAAUGAAACAGAAGCGUCCAAAUACACAAGCAAGUGAGUCUCUCAUCCUUAAUUUAAGUAGCAUAACCAACUGUUAUUUUUAUCACCAUAAAAGGUUUCAUUAGCCAGUAUCAUACAGAAAUAAGUAAAUUUUUUUUUUUCCUUUAGACAAUGACAAAGACGAUACAAAUUUUUAAGAGCAACCUCUUUUUAAAAGCUUAAAACUUAAUUAACAAUCUGAAUAAAUAAUGAAAAUAUAUCCCUAUAACUAGGGUUGAGAUAUUUUAAAUGAACUUAUUUAGAAAUUAGACUAAUUGUGGGGUAUAGACAGCUGGAAAAUUAGUUUUUCUAUUCAAAUUAUUUAAUUAGGUGGAAUUGAUUGACACUGACGAAUUACUUUCUUUGACAUUGAUAAUUUGAAUGUCUGAAACUGAAGUAAAAAUCGUAUUCAUAUACAUUAGAUAGCGAUUAUUAUUUUAAGAAUGUCUGUUGUUGAUUAUAAUUUUUUGAAACUGUUUUUAGUUAAUUAAAUGAUAAUUCAUAAUCAUUUUUAUUACAAUAAUAAAAUAAGAAAUUACAGUUACAGUCUGGGAAAAAGUAUUAAAAUCCUUUUAAAUGAAUUUAAUUAAGAUUUAAUUAAUUUUUCUUAUAUUAUUUUACUUAACUUAAUCAGUAUGUUAAAAUCCAAGUUAAGUCCAAAAAAUUGAUUAAAAUAUUUUAAACUACAUUAUGUUUUAAUCUUUAUAAAAGUUAGCUGUUCAAAAUUUAGAGAAAGUUUGUUGUUGUUUUUUUUUUGUGGGGGUUGGGGGAAGAACCAGAAAAAAAGCCUAUUUAAUUUUUAAAAAUUAUUAUUAAUAUUAUUUAAAGUUAAAAAAUCAAAUUUCAUUUUAAAAAUGUUGUUAAAAUCUGCCUAUAACUGAGAAAAUUCUUCAACAUCAAUUUAAUUUAUAGUUGCAUUAAGUAUUUUAGUUAGGGCUCUGUAUGUGUGGUUAUCAAUCCUUUCAGAAAUUUAUUCUAUAAAUUACAUGUGAGAUAAAAAUGACGCUGGAGCAACAAAAAUAUUUUAAAAAUUAAAUUUUCUGUGGGUAGUGGGGUUAGGGAUUUUUGGGACAUUAAAAUAUCAAUGUGUGUUAUAAUUGACCUAACUUUUAUCAAAGGAAAAUGUUAUUCUGUAAUUUAGUUCCCGUAUGAUAGAAAUUCAACAAAAGUUGACAGAGAGAGCGUUGGAGCUUCUUGCACUUCCUGAAGAUGUACCUUGCUACAUACUUGACAUCGGGUAUGUUGUUUUAUUCAAUUUUAUUUUUACAAAAAUUAUAUUUUUAAAGAGAUAUUUGAUAUGUUUUGUAUUACGGUAAUUUUCGAACCUGUCAGCUGCAUGCUACACUUUGUGUUUGAAAGUCUUAUCAUGGCAUUAAAUUUAAAUGGAUUUUAGGGAAAUGUACUUUACUAUUACUGUAGGAUAGGGAACUGAAUGAAUUUUUAAAAUUUGCUAUCAGACUAUCAGCAUUUAAAAUUAAAAGAGAUUGAAAUUCCUGUCUUCACCAUCAUUUUCUCAACAAAGCAAUCAACAACUUUUUUAAUGUGUAGAUUUUAUCUGAUAACUGCUUCAGUUUUGUUUAUUAAGUUUUUUUUAAUCUUACAACACAGGAUAUGUUUCCAAGUCAAAACAAUCUGUCACUGUAAUGUGUUGCAUUAAUAUAAAUAAGUCAAUACAAAUACAAAUUGUACUUAUCAAAGUGGGUUAAAAUACAUUAUUUUUAAACUAGUUUAUCAAUUUUUUUAUUUAAGUUAGCUUUUUAAUUUGAUCUGAAAUGAAGUUUUGUUGUGUGUGUGUUAUUGAAAAAUUGUUUUUCUUAAUUUGCUUAGUUUUUGUAAUGGUAAAAAGAGAUGAUUGUUUCCUCUUCAAUUUUUCAGCUGUGGAUCAGGGUUGAGCGGUGAAGUUCUCACUGAUAAUGAUCAUACUUGGGUUGGGAUAGACAUCAGUCCAAGCAUGCUGGGUAGGAUUUCAUUUCACACUCACUUUUUUUUUUACCAUGUAUUGUGGUUUUCAUUUCUAUUCCUCCUGUUUGUUUUAUUGGGUUUUUUUUAAAAUAGUAGCCACAGGUUCCAACAACUUGUUGAUGAUCAGAAUCUAAACCAUGUUUCUCUUACCAAACAGAACCUUAAAAUCAUUUAUAUUAAGCAAAAAAAUGAUUUUGGAGUUGGAGGGGAAAAAAAAAAGAAGAGUCGAGUAAAACACCCAUUUUUCUAUGUUCACAGACGUGGCUGUCGAGAGGGAAGUGGAGGGAGACUUGCUUUUAGGCGACAUGGGAAAUGGACUUCCUUUCAGACCAGGAACUUUUGAUGGUGUUGUUAGGUAUGGACGCUGAAUACUGAAAUGCAAUAAGAUGUGUUUUCAUCUUCUUCCAUUGUGUUACCCUUGGAACAUAAAUAAAUUAUAUUGUUGACAUCAUGCUGAAACUCACUGCUCUAGUAACAACCCAUCAAAAUUAAACUCAUUGCCCAAGUAAUAACCUAUAAAACUGAAACUCACUGCUCUCGUAGCAACCCAUCAUACUUAAACUCACUUUCCUAGUAACAAUCCACAUUAUUUGCUGACAUCACAGUUUAACCCAAAAUCUGGGCAAAUACAGAAAUGUCAAUAGAUUUUUAAAGUUAUAAUGUACAAUUAUGCCAUGCUUUGUAACCAACCUCUCCUUACUUCAAGUUACUGCAGUAAAAAUUCAAUGUGUCACAACCCACCUGCCAUUUCCCAGUAUUUCAGCCCUUCAGUGGUUGUGUAAUGCAGACAAAAAGUGUCAUUCACCAGUCAAAAGGAUGCUGGUGUUCUUCAGAACCUUGUAUGCUGUCAUGGUAAGGAUCCAUUAGGAUUUUUGCAUUCUCAGUUUUAUCAUAUUAUAAUGGAAUAGGGCUUUACUCUUAUCGUAGAUCAAUUUUCUAUUCUUUUAUAAAGAGACCAAUAUUUUUUCAUUUGAUAACAGUUCCAUUUUGUACGAUACUCUAUUAUGUGUAUCUUAAAAUUACUUUUUUUUUUUUUUUUUUUAAAUAUUACCUUUUUUUUUUUUUUUUUUUUUUUUUAUUUUUAUUUUAAAAUUUUUUUUUUUUUUUUUUUUUUUUAAAUAGUACCAUUUUAUUAUUCUAUUAUAAUGCAGCUAGUAGCAUUUCCUUCUCUGUUAUAAUCACAGACUAACUCAAAGCAUAUAUUUUUAAUUCUUGCUGAUUUUAUUAAUUUAUUGCUGUACAGAAAAAAGUUACAUCUGAUGCCCGAUAUUUUGCGUCUAAAUCAUCAUGUUAUAUUUAUUUAAAAUAUCUUUAACUUUAAUUGGUUUUUUUCUUCUUCUCAUUUACCAAUAAAUUUCAUGGUCUUUUAUUCGCAGGGCAGGGGAGCAAGGGCAAUAUUUCAGUUGUAUCCUGAGAAUGGUGCACAGGUAAAUAAGCUUAAAAAACACUCUUGUCAUAUUCACUACAAUAGUUGACAUUUUUUUUUUUUUUUGAAAUAUGUUGCUGUUUAGUCUUGUCAUCAAUUCUCUCAGCUAAAUUGUCAGUACUGAUGUCUCAACAUUAAGGUGAAUAACUGAGUUAAUGCCCCAGCAACAUUUGAUGGAGAUAAUACAUGCUGCAUACAACCACCACCUUUGGAUCAAUUUUUGUUAGAUCAUCUUAUGUUUUCUGCUGUGUCCUUAAGUAGGGAUACAUGCUAUUCCCCAGAAUUUAAUCCAUAGAAACUAUUUAUUUUUAGGAAAAGCAAAUUGUAAUUUUUCUUCAAUUUUCAACUUAUCAUUUCCCCUAAAAUACGGGAGAAAAUAGCACUUGUUAUUUUUCGUAAACAUUUCAAUAAUAAGCUUGAGUGGUGAAAUAGGCUUCCAUGUAUGCUUGUAGCUCAUUAAAAAUCAUCUGUGUAGUGUUAUCAGUUUCACCGUAUCAGCAUGUAACAAUAGAUUUUGAAAAAUCUCAUCUGAAAUGUCAUUUUUUAAAGUUGAUUACAAUCUUGCAUUAUGGAUUAUUAUGAAUAGGUGCCGUUAGCAUUAAAAUGUGUAUCAGCAGCACUGGUCAAGCCAGUGUAGGUGCUGCCAGUAUACAAGAUGUCUCAGGGCUGGUAAGCCUAAUGGAGACAUUGGCAGUGUACAGAAAUAGAAAAAUAAUGUCCUCUUUUUCUCUUCCACAGUUGGAGCUUCUGACCCAACAAGCUAUGAAAGCAGGUUUCACGGGAGGCCUGGUCAUUGACUACCCCAACAGUACCAAGGCUAAAAAGUAAACCUUUUCAAACCCUGUCUUUGAGAGAUUAACUUUGUCUAUAAACAGGACACCCAUUCCACACUUGAGUUAUUAUAGCUGGAGAUAUUUUCUAUUUAGUUUGAAGGGUUAAUUUAUUGUUAAGAAUUGUGUUCAUUUAUUUGCCCAAUAUACUUUAAAGAAAGAGACUUGGAUAUAAAAUAUUUAGCCUAAGUAAAUUGUUAACACUAACGGCACCUAAUUUAAACCAGAUGCAAUUCUGUGGCUUUUUUGGUAGCUCUUUCUUUUACAAACACACUUUAAUUUCUUCUACCAAUCUAAUUAUAAAUGGAUUUUUAUAAAUUUUCAAUAGAGAUUCUUAAUGGAACUAUCGGUACAUUUUCAUCAAUAAAUGCCACAUGUCCAUUAAUAAUUAUCUGUUAUGUAGAUUCUGUGAAAAACUAGUUCAUGAAGUUGUAAAUGAAAAUUUAUUUAAAAUAGUGUUAGCGUACAUUUUAACCUGACAUUGAAAUGCGACAUUAUUUCCCCUUCAUUUUUUUUUUUACUGCCUUUACAAAGAAAGGAAAUUCCUCAUCAGCUUUGUUGGUGCUAUAUAAGUUGAGUGUUCCAUCAUUCCUAUCCACAGUUAGUGAUGCAAGUAAAAAGUCUUCCAAAAGCUUGUAGCCAGUAAAUCCAGUGAAUUUAUUUAAUGCAAUUGAUUUCAAUAUUUUGUGUUACAACUUGCCACCUCAUCAAUUGUUUUUUUUUUUUUUUAUUAUCUAUCUAGAAUAUUUUUGUGUUUAUUCUGCGGUGGUCCAUCCCAAGUGCUACCCCAGGGACUGGGCACAGAGGAAUCUAACACAAAUGUUGCACAGAUGUCUGGUAGAAGGUAACUUAUUCUUUGCAGUGGUGUUCCCUUAAAGCGUGCUUGUCAAAUGGCAGUGAAAUUUGUCCAACGGUUAUGUUUAAGCAACACAUGUUAUAUUUUUUAAAUGCUGUUAAGCUUGAGUUCAUACAUUAGUCCUCAUACUGCAGCCUUAUUUCCAGAUUAUAUGUCCGGGGUCCUUGUUUCCAUUACUUCUGCUUUAUGUUGGCAGCAUACAAGAUGUCUCAGCACUGGAUGAAUUUUCAUUAUUACUGUUCAACCAUUGGUUAAAAUAUGCAUUUGCAAAGUUUAACUUAAGAAGGCCUUUGGCCUAGCUGAAAUAUUUCAUUUUACUUUUGUCUGCAUUAAGUUUAGCUCCACCUUACUUGUAUUGAUAAAUUGUAUCUUUUUUUUUUUUUUUUGUUGAUGACUGGCCAUUUCCAAAAGACAUUGAUUGUGUUUUUUUUUUUUUAAUCCUCUUUCAAAAAAAAAAUAGUUGUUAAGUUUUUGAUUUUUCCCCCAAAGGGAGCGAUUCAGGAAGGCGGGAAAAUCAUCCCGUUUUUUUUUAUUUAUAAAUUUUAUCUUUUUUUUUUUUUUUUGUUGAUGACUGGUCAUUUCCAAAAGACAUUGAUUGUGUUAUUUUUUUUUUUAAUCCUCGUUCAAAGAAAAAAUAGUUGCUAAGAUUUUGAUUUCUCACGCACAGGGAGCGAUUCAGGAAGUCUGUAAAAUCAUCCCGUGACUGGGUCAUUGAGAAGAAAGAACGCAGAAGACGACAGGGGAAGUAAGUUAGGAAAUUCUAUAUUAACCCUAGGAAUGUCAUAAAGGCUGCUAAUCAGCCUGUGGUGUUAUGGCUGAUACAAAGGUUUGAAAUCAGUCCACCACACCAGCUCUAAUGACAUAGUGCUUAAAUGACACCAUACAUUAAUGACACAAAGAGCUGUAAGAUGUUCACAUUAAUAAUGCACAAAAUGCUUCAUGUCAAGGACAUCACUUCAGAGAAGAUAAGAGAUGGCGAGGGUUUGACCCUUGGAGCAAAGUGAGACCGACUCUGACCAAAAAUUAACAAUUUGUUUAAGAGAAGAGUUGUUUUGUGCCAUCCUUGAAUAUUUCCAUCAAUGUGUCUAUGAUAGGUGUGAAGAAUAGGUGAAUGUAUAUUCAAAACAAGCAACAUACAAGAUUCGGAAUUAAAAAAUUCCAACUGUGUGACUCAAAUAUUUCAUACAGUAAUACAUAUACAACUUUAUGUUGGCAUUUUUAUGACAAUUUAAAAGCUUUUUCAAUCUUUACACAACUGAUAUAGGUAUCCAGGCUGUCGAAUAUAAACUAGCACUAGCACUUGUUUCUGUACAAUUUUUACACCAAACCAGCUCGGACGAAAUUCCUGUUGAACAAAAAAAAACAUUGCCUAUCAGUACAGUGCGAGCAAAUUUAAGAGGCCUACCUACUACUAGGGAACAUGUCCUCAAAAAGUGACUUGGGGGUGAGGGCGAAUUGUGGCGCAAAGGAGAAGUGUUGUGUCUUGCCCUUUAGUGAGAAAAAAGUUUUUUAAAAACAAGCUGGCACUGCACCUCACAACAGCUCGCAAUGAUGUCAUUGAGGAGAAAACAAUCAAAUGAAACUGAAGCCCUUAGCCAUAAUUGAGUAUAAUUUAUGUAUGGGUGGUGUAGAUGCCUGUGGAAAAAUUUUUUGUUUGCUCCAAAACAUUCUGAAUUCUACCAUGCAUUAACGGAAGAAAAUAUUCCUGGAUUUGACUGAUGUGGCCAUUUUAAAGUCUUGAAUUAUUUAUAAUUUAUGAGAAAUUUGUGGACCCCUGCACCACGAGACUUAAAAAUAAAAAGACAUACAUUCUCUCAAUUGUACAAUCUGUCUCCAGCACUGUUGUUCAGCUGUUGCAAAUUCAACAUCGCAUUCAAAGAGUUUUGCUAGGCACAAAAAUUGGGAGUUUGUAUUGAGUUGAAUCAAGGAAAAUUUAACACAUUAUGGUGUUGUAGUUUAAAUGAAACAGUUGUACACAGUUGUUUGCAGUGACAGAAGCAAGGAAAAUGAACUGCUUUGUUUGCAGUGACAGAAGCAAGGAAAAUGAACUGCUUUGUUUGCAGUGACAGAAGCAAGGAAAAUGAACUGCUUUGUUUGCAGUGACAGAAGCAAGGAAAUUUUUAUUUGUUACAGAUUAGUUAUGGAACAGUAAUUGUUUCUAAACUUUUAUUCUCUUUCAAGAAAAAUUUUUGAUAAAACAAUUCCCCUGUGUACAACUGUUUAUUUUGUGCCUUUGAGUUAGUCUCAUCAGCCAUCUGCCCAUAGACAGAACCAGGCCCAGCAACAAUAGAAUGAUUAGAGCAAUCCUCGUUGACCAACCAUUACUUCAUGUACCGCUAUGUUUUUAUUUUAUGUCAUGUGUUGUUUUUUUAAAAUGAAUAAAUUAUUUGAUGAAUUAUUCAAAUUUCUUUCAUUGCAGAGAAACAAAACCAGACACACAAUACACAGGCAGAAAAAGAAGAGGGCAUCAUUUUUAGACUAUCUAAAAUAUUGUUUUUGAUCAUUUGUACAUAAAUAAAACAUGUAUAAGUAUAUCUC